This is a messenger RNA of Myxocyprinus asiaticus (Chinese sucker), 4844 nucleotides long. Its product is annotated as leucine-rich repeat protein 1-like. The coding region runs from base 3391 to 4683 and encodes 430 amino acids. Gene Ontology annotation, molecular function: protein binding. The transcript is spliced from 4 exons. Lineage: Eukaryota; Metazoa; Chordata; Actinopteri; Cypriniformes; Catostomidae. The record is from RefSeq and is a predicted model, not a curated record.
UCAGCUGAUGUUGUGUCUGUGUGUGUUUGUCAGGAUGAAGUUGUGUGUAUGUGUCAGCUGAUGUUGUGUGUGUGUGUCAGCUGAUGUUGUGUGUGUGUGUGUGUUUGUCAGGAUUAAGUUGUGUGUUUGUGUGUUUGUCAGGAUGAAGUUGUGUGUGUGUGUGUGUGUGUGUGUGUGUGUGUUUAUCAGGAUUAAGUUGUGUGUUUGUGUUUGUCAGGAUGAAGUUGUGUGUUUGUGUGUCAGCUGAUGUGUGUGUGUGUGUUUGUCAGGAUGAAGUUGUGUGUUUGUGUGUCGGCUGAUGUUGUCUGUGUGUGUUUGUCAGGAUUAAGUUGUGUGUUUGUGUGUUUGUCAGGAUGAAGUUGUGUGUGUGUGUGUGUGUGUGUUUAUCAGGAUUAAGUUGUGUGUUUGUGUUUGUCAGGAUGAAGUUGUGUGUUUGUGUGUCAGCUGAUGUGUGUGUGUGUGUGUUUGUCAGGAUGAAGUUGUGUGUUUGUGUGUCGGCUGAUGUUGUCUGUGUGUGUUUGUCAGGAUUAAGUUGUGUGUUUGUGUGUGUUUGUCAGGAUGAAGUUGUGUGUUUGUGUGUGUUUGUCAGGAUGAAGUUGUGUGUGUGUGUGUGUGUGUUUGUCAGGAUGAAGUUGUGUGUUUGUGUGUCAGCUGAUGUUGUGUGUGUGUGUGUGUUUGUCAGGAUGAAGUUGUGUGUUUGUGUGUCAGCUGAUGUUGUGUGUGUGUGUGUGUUUGUCAGGAUGAAGUUGUGUGUUUGUGUGUCAGCUGAUGUUGUGUGUGUGUGUUUGUCAGGAUGAAGUUGUUUGUUUGUGUGUCAGCUGAUGUUGUGUGUUUGUGUGUCAGCUGAUGUUGUGUGUUUGUGUGUCAGCUGAUGUUGUGUCUGUGUGUGUUUGUCAGGAUGAAGUUGUGUGUUUGUGUGUCAGCUGAUGUUGUGUGUGUGUGUUUGUGUUUGUCAGGAUGAAGUUGUUUGUUUGUGUGUCAGCUGAUGUUGUGUGUUUGUGUUUGUCAGGAUGAAGUUGUGUGUUUGUGUGUCAGCUGAUGUGUGUGUGUGUGUUUGUCAGGAUUAAGUUGUGUGUUUGUGUGUCAGGAUGAAGUUGUUUGUUUGUGUGUCAGCUGAUGUUGUGUGUUUGUGUUUGUCAGGAUGAAGUUGUGUGUUUGUGUGUCAGCUGAUGUUGUGUCUGUGUGUGUUUGUCAGGAUGAAGUUGUGUGUUUGUGUGUCAGCUGAUGUUGUGUGUGUGUGUUUGUGUUUGUCAGGAUGAAGUUGUUUGUUUGUGUGUCAGCUGAUGUUGUGUGUUUGUGUUUGUCAGGAUGAAGUUGUGUGUUUGUGUGUCAGCUGAUGUUGUGUCUGUGUGUGUUUGCCAGGAUUAAGUUGUGUGUUUGUGUGUCGGCUGAUGUUGUCUGUGUGUGUUUGUCAGGAUGAAGUUGUGUGUUUGUGUGUUUGUCAGGAUGAAGUUGUGUGUCUGUCAGCUGAUGUUGUGUGUGUGUGUGUUUGUUUGUCAGGAUGAAGUUGUGUGUUUGUGUGUCAGCUGAUGUUGUGUGUCUGUGUGUGUUUGUCAGGAUGAAGUUGUGUGUUUGUGUGUCAGCUGAUGUUGUGUGUCUGUGUGUGUUUGUCAGGAUGAAGUUGUGUGUUUGUGUGUCAGCUGAUGUUGUGUGUGUGUGUUUGUCAGGAUGAAGUUGUGUGUUUGUGUGUCAGCUGAUGUUGUAUGUCUGUGUGUGUUUGUCAGGAUGAAGUUGUGUGUUUGUGUGUCAGCUGAUGUUGUGUGUGUGUGUUUGUCAGGAUGAAGUUGUGUGUCUGUCAGCUGAUGUUGUGUGUGUGUGUUUGUUUGUCAGGAUGAAGUUGUGUGUUUGUGUGUCAGCUGAUGUUGUGUGUCUGUGUGUGUUUGUCAGGAUGAAGUUGUGUGUUUGUGUGUCAGCUGAUGUUGUGUGUCUGUGUGUGUUUGUCAGGAUGAAGUUGUGUGUUUGUGUGUCAGCUGAUGUUGUGUGUGUGUGUGUUUGUCAGGAUGAAGUUGUGUGUUUGUGUGUCAGCUGAUGUUGUGUGUCUGUGUGUGUUUGUCAGGAUGAAGUUGUGUGUUUGUGUGUCAGCUGAUGUUGUGUGUCUGUGUGUGUUUGUCAGGAUGAAGUUGUGUGUUUGUGUGUCAGCUGAUGUUGUGUGUGUGUGUUUGUCAGGAUGAAGUUGUGUGUUUGUGUGUCAGCUGAUGUUGUAUGUCUGUGUGUGUUUGUCAGGAUGAAGUUGUGUGUUUGUGUGUCAGCUGAUGUUGUGUGUGUGUGUUUGUCAGGAUGAAGUUGUGUGUCUGUCAGCUGAUGUUGUGUGUGUGUGUUUGUUUGUCAGGAUGAAGUUGUGUGUUUGUGUGUCAGCUGAUGUUGUGUGUCUGUGUGUGUUUGUCAGGAUGAAGUUGUGUGUUUGUGUGUCAGCUGAUGUUGUGUGUCUGUGUGUGUUUGUCAGGAUGAAGUUGUGUGUUUGUGUGUCAGCUGAUGUUGUGUGUGUGUGUGUUUGUCAGGAUGAAGUUGUGUGUUUGUGUGUCAGCUGAUGUUGUGUGUCUGUGUGUGUUUGUCAGGAUGAAGUUGUGUGUUUGUGUGUCAGCUGAUGUUGUGUGUGUGUGUUUGUCAGGAUGAAGUUGUUUGUUUGUGUGUCAGCUGAUGUUGUGUGUCUGUGUGUGUUUGUCAGGAUGAAGUUGUGUGUUUGUGUGUCAGCUGAUGUUGUGUGUGUGUGUGUUUGUCAGGAUGAAGUUGUGUGUCUGUCAGCUGAUGUUGUGUGUGUGUGUGUUUGUUUGUCAGGAUGAAGUUGUGUGUUUGUGUGUCAGCUGAUGUUGUGUGUCUGUGUGUGUUUGUCAGGAUGAAGUUGUGUGUUUGUGUGUCAGCUGAUGUUGUGUGUCUGUGUGUGUUUGUCAGGAUGAAGUUGUGUGUUUGUGUGUCAGCUGAUGUUGUGUGUGUGUGUUUGUCAGGAUGAAGUUGUGUGUUUGUGUGUCAGCUGAUGUUGUAUGUCUGUGUGUGUUUGUCAGGAUGAAGUUGUGUGUUUGUGUGUCAGCUGAUGUUGUGUGUGUGUGUGUUUGUCAGGAUGAAGUUGUGUGUCUGUCAGCUGAUGUUGUGUGUGUGUGUUUGUUUGUCAGGAUGAAGUUGUGUGUUUGUGUGUCAGCUGAUGUUGUGUGUCUGUGUGUGUUUGUCAGGAUGAAGUUGUGUGUUUGUGUGUCAGCUGAUGUUGUGUGUCUGUGUGUGUUUGUCAGGAUGAAGUUGUGUGUUUGUGUGUCAGCUGAUGUUGUGUGUGUGUGUGUUUGUCAGGAUGAAGUUGUGUGUUUGUGUGUCAGCUGAUGUUGUGUGUCUGUGUGUGUUUGUCAGGAUGAAGUUGUGUGUUUGUGUUUGUCAGGAUGAAGUUGUGUGUUUGUCUGUCAGCUGAUGUUGUGUGUGUGUGUGUUUGUCAGGAUGAAGUUGCAGUGUGAUGUGGAGGUUGUGAAUCGGAUGUUGCCGACUGUCGGUCUGAAGAAUAAAGGUAAAUCCAGUCGAGCGGUUUUAUCCAUCGGGAAACAUGUGGACAGAAGUUCUCACAGCAGCAGUUUGUAUCUGUUAAUCUGCACUGCCAAAGAUAGAAGCGGAUCCAAAUACAAGCUGAAGGAGAACAUUGAGAAGUUCUUCACAUGGUUUGUUGAAGAAGGUAAAGCUACAGUUCGACUGAAGGAACCGGCUAUUGACAUCUGUUUGAGUAAAGCCGAUAUCAACAGCUUGAAAAACUUUCUCUCUGCCGCCCGACUGGCACACAGAGGAAGUGACACGGACUCUCUCCCGCUGUCCACCCUCACACCAGUCCGUGCCCGUGAUGUCGAGAAGCCGAAGAAGAAGCUCACCAUUUUGUCAAAGAAGGACUAUCCUCUCACUUCCUGCUUCCCGUAUUCCCUGGAACAGCUGCAGGUGUCAUACUGCAGACUGUCACGAGUGGACAUGCGCAUGCUGUCGCUCAAAGCGCUCCGUCGGUUAGAUCUGAGCAACAAUCAUAUCAAGACGUUGCCGUCCACCAUCGGAGACUUGAGCUGCCUGUCCGAAUUAAUUCUUCACAAUAAUCACCUGGAGAACUUCAGUGACGUGCUGUGCGUGUCGAGUCUACAGACGUCUCUUCAGCAUCUGGACUUGAGUCAGAACCGGCUGACAGUCCUGCCCGCUCGCUUCUGUCGGCUGCACGAGCUGGUCAACCUUAAACUGGACGAUAACAAACUCGUGCGGCUGCCAUUCCACAUCGGGCGGCUCACAAAGAUGCGUUUCCUGUCCGCCGCUCAUAACCAGCUCACUCUACUUCCUGCAGACUUCAGGAAACUGAGUCUGGAAAACUUGGAUCUGUUUGGUAACCCGUUCACUCAACCCAACACUCUUGACCAUACGAUACACCUGACGUUUCCUCUGACGCUACAGGAGUUAACGUCACGCGCUGUGCUCGACCUCAGAAUCCCGUAUGGUCCUCGUAUCAUCCCCUUCCACUUGUGUGAUGAGCUGGAGUUCUGUAAAGUGUGUGAUUGCGGCCGUGCGAGCCUGAAGUCGUACAUCCAGACGGCCGUCAGUAUGAAUCUGCACCUGGUGUCUCACACCGUUGUGUUAGUCGACAACAUGGGCGGCACAGAAGCUCCAGUGCAGCGAUAUUUCUGCUCGCUCACGUGUUACUGCGAGUUCAUGGACAGCUGCGUGCAGCGUGGACUGAGAUGAUGUGAGCGUGUUGAUUAAUGUUUAAUAGUGUGACGUGUGUAUGAACGAUGGUUACAGAUCUCAGAGUUACAUCACAGUGAAUGACAGCAUGUGUUUUCAGUGUUUGUUUGUUUUAUCCUCUUUUUACUUAAAGUUGAAUUGCAAAGACCUUCAAUUUCCCU